CCCCCAGGCCAGCUCUCUCCGGGCGGUGCGACCCCACACUGGACCCACCCACCCGGGGUCGGAGGCCAAGCGUUUCCAUGCACCGCUCCCCGCGCCUCGCGAGCAUCGAGCAGCUCCCUCAGGAUCGCCCCUGACCUGCUGAGCUCCAGCCACAGAUUUCCCACUUCCUCAGCUUUUCUUCCGCCGGCGGUGCUCUCUGGAGGUCUCGCCCCGGCGCCGCCUCCUCCAGGCAGUCCUCUAGAUUGCAUUGGCCGUGGGCCUGGACGCUGCUCCCGGGGGCAGCCCCCGGCCAGGGCCAGGCACACCCGAUUCCUGGAGCUUCCUAGGUGCCUCUAAGCCCGCGGCCAGCGCAGUCUCGGGUUUCCAUGACGACGACGUCGGAUGGGGAACCCGGGCGGGGUCGGGUCGGAGCGCAUGCGCGGUGCGCGCCGGACGCGGAACAUCUGCGGGUGUCCCCGCGCUGCUGGUCCCGGGGUCCCUGAACCGCGGGCGGCCCCGCUCCCUUCGCUGGCCAUGGCCCCCCCGCCCGCGUGCCGGUCCCCGAUGUCACCGCCGCCGCCGCUGCUGCUGCUGCUGCUGAGUCUGGCGCUGCUGGGCGCCCGGGCCCGCGCCGAGCCCGCCGGGAGUGCCGUCCCCGCGCAGAGCCGCCCAUGCGUGGACUGCCACGCCUUCGAGUUCAUGCAGCGCGCCCUGCAGGACCUGCGGAAGACAGCCUGCAGCCUGGACGCGCGGGUGAGCGCCCGCGGCGCGACGGUCCUCCCGGGCUUCCCAGGGGGUGGGGAGGGCACGGAGGAUGAGGAAGAGGCCCCCUGGGGGAGAGGAGAGUCCUUCAUCCUUCACCCCUGAUUUAAGACGCCGCACCUACGCCCGCUUCCUCUGGCUCCAGUCAUCCAAGGGGCAUUCUGGGCACCCGUCUCACCUAUGAGACGCCCCUCUCUCCAGCAUGCUGUGUUUCUAGCCCCUCCCCCAGAAGGCCCUCACUGGGCACUUUGUCCUAUGACCGCCACUCCUGAGGGCUGUGACAGACGUGGACCCUGGGGAAGGACAGUCAGCCCAAUCCAGGAUCCCCUAGGUGGCCGGGAAGGCCCUGGGGCAGAGGAGAAACUGAGGCCAGAGGAUGUGGCGAAAGUGUCAGGAAUGGGGGGUCAGGCUGGGCAGGGGGGUCUGGAUCCUGGGUGGAUGCACAGGUUGGUUAAGGCCCCUCCAAGCCUGGGUGAACAGGGAGCCCCCAGGCCAUGGGGUGCAGCCAAGGAGUUUUUGUUUGUGCCGGGGCUCAAGCUUCUUCCUGGAAAGGGAGAAUUCUAGGAAGGAGAAAGCAGAGAAGACCCUGCCUGGUCCCACCCCCCACCAGCCCUAGUGUCCUUCUUGGGAACACUCCAAAGGGCUCGGACUAAUACCUGGAGCCCUCUCCCCACUCACAGAGCCUGGAGCUGAGCUUUUGGGAGGAGCAGCCCCCAUCUAUCCUUAGGCAUGAGGGUGGGAGUGGGGGACAGUGGACCCCUGCGGGUGGUGUGGGAGGUGGAAGAAGGCAGGUGGGCACUCUGGCAUGGCGUGGGCACCAGCAGACCCCAGGCAGUCCCCACCAGUGGGAGCAACUGCAGAGCGAAGAGACGAGUCGGAGGCUCUGGGUGUGGGGGUUAGAGCCAGGGCCUGACCUUGUCUGUCUCAGGAGCCAGUGGAGAUAGGGCUGCCUUGGGUAGGUGGAGGCCCAGGGGAAUGCCAGUGGGCAGCUGGGCUGCACCCUCACGUCUCUUGUUGCUUUGCAGACGGAGACCCUACUGCUGCAGGCAGAGCGCCGUGCCCUGUGUGCCUGCUGGCCGGCGGGGCACUGAGGACCGUGCUGCUCCGUGUCAAUAAAUGCCCAGUGGCAAGCCUG
Molecule: messenger RNA, 1876 nt
Organism: Symphalangus syndactylus (siamang)
Lineage: Eukaryota; Metazoa; Chordata; Mammalia; Primates; Hylobatidae
Product: NELL2-interacting cell ontogeny regulator 1
Source: RefSeq, a predicted model, not a curated record